UGGUGUGACGUCACAAGGCUGCGCCGCGCGCUCCCGCGGAUCAACGAAGAAAAACUCCUGCUGAAGCAGCUGAGGAGACACUAUUAUAAAGAUGGCAUUUAUUAAAGAGGAGAGUGAAAAUAUGAAGAUUGAAGAAGUAUUCAGUCUGAAACAAGAAGAUACUGAGGAACAAACAGAUCUGAUGCCGCUGAAAGAGGAGAGUCAAGAACUGAACGAAAUGGAAGAACAAAAUCUGAAGGAAAAUUUUGAUUUCGCAACUGGAGAAAAAACUUUUGGUUGCUCACUUACUAAAAAGACAUCCACACAAAAUAGAAGCCUCUCCUGCAUUCAGUGUGGAAAGUGUUUCUCUAGACAUGGAAAGCUUGAAGUCCAUAUGAGAAUUCACAAAGGAGAGAAGCCUUUUACAUGCCAACAGUGUGGAAAGGGUUUCACUGAAAAAGGAAGCCUUAAAAGGCACAUGAGAAUUCACACCGGAGAGAAGCCGUUCACCUGCCAACAAUGUGGAAAAAGUUUCUCUGAUAGGACACACCUUAACGGCCACACGAGUGUUCACACCGCAGAGAGACCUUUCACCUGCUCUCAGUGUGGAAAAUGUUUCAAACAAAGAGGAAUACUUAAAAAACACAUGGCAUUUCACUGUGGAGAGAAGCCUUACAUAUGUCCACACUGUGGAAAGAGUUUUAGACAUAAAGUAACAUUUAACACCCAUUUGAGAGAACACACUGGAGAAAACCCGUUCGAAUGCGGUCAGUGUGGAAAGAGCUUCAGACGUAAAGUAACAUUUAACACCCAUUUGAGAGACCACACUGGAGAAAACCUGUUCGUAUGUGGUCAGUGUGGAAAGGGCUUCAGAAGUAAAGUAAAUCUUACUAUGCACAAAAGAGUUCACAUUGUUCACAAACCAGACGGACCUGAAAUGUCAGUUGCAAUCCCGACAGUAGCAUACUGUUUUCUAUUAAAAAAGUAAUAUACUGUAGGAAACGAUGCGUUCUGGGCAUUAUCUUCCAUUUUCUAUGAUGGCAAAUUUACUGUGAAUUAAAGGGAACCUAUUAUGCCCCUUUUUUACUAGAUGUAAUAUAACUCGGGCGUCCCCAAAAUGUUUCUGUGAUUCAGCUCAAAAUACCACAUAGAUCACUAAUUAUAUCAUUCUGAGAAUUACCAUUUUUGAGUGGAAGCAAAAACAUGCUAUUUUUGUGCAUGUCUUUAAAAAUAAAUGAGUGUUGUUCCCCACACCCUUCCCAUGAUAAGGUUAUGCCUUUACAGCCUACGUCUUGGAUAGUCUGCCAAAAUAAAACGCAUAUUUGGUUUUGAUUAUCAUGGGUCAACUCUUCAUACCUCACUUAAUACUGUACAUCUGAGAUGAUUUGAUGGAUGCCAGAUCUUUUAAUCAUGAUAACUGAUCUCUGGGUAAUUUGGUUCUUCAAACAGGUUGGCGGAUUUGACUGAGAUCAGCAUUGUCUUUUAUGGCUGUGUAUUUGCCCAAACUACAUGAAACCGCAGACUCUUUCAGUCGGGCUGGAAGCUUUCUCACUCUGUUGCUGGUGAAGUCCCAGUAGUAAACGGAAUUCUUUUCCAUCUGUUCAGAAUCGUUUGGCAUAUUGUCUCAGAACUGUACAUGUCCCCUAAAUCUUUGAUCAGCAAUAGACAUUUGGUGACUGAUGUUUUGCUGCUCUGUAAAGCCCUCGAAGCAACAUCACUGGCCUCAAAUAAUUUACCAAAUGUCACCAACAGAAAUACAAUUGUUUUGACUCAGUUUGAUGCAUGAGUGAAUCAGCUUUGAGUUUUAUUUGUCCACUUGCUUCAGAGAACUCCGUCAGUAUUUCUAAAAAUACAAAAAAUAAAUAUAGCUGUAAGCAGCGAUACAGGGCAAAGCACUGGAGGUGCAGCAAGCGCAAUGCAGAACCAGAAGUGCAAAAAUGGCAGAAAUAGGAUGUACACUGAAAAAAAAAAAAAAAGUUCAGAAGUACAGAUGAGAAUUAACUUAAAAUGAACAGAGGUUUAGAUCAAAAUGAACAAAAAAAUACUUUUAACUCAAGAGGAAGAACACACUUGGAAGACAAUGGGCCUCAUUCAUGAAACAUUUGUAAAUUUAGGAGUAAAUUCUGAGUAAUUUGUGCGUAAAACGGACCUUCCCGAAAACUCUCCUCCGGAUUCACAAGCGCUUCGUAAACGUCCGAUUUGAUAGUAAAACAUGCAUAUGUUAAUUAAUUCCAAUCAUUCGUAAAUAGGGCACUUGUGCACGCUCAUUCACAAUUAGCAUAAUCCCCGCCUAUGACUACAGCUACGCAAAUUUCGUGUCCAGGAACGCAGUGGAAUAUUCUGGUUCACUUUCUCAAGUUUGGCUCCAGUAUAUUGCAUAAAUGCAAAUUCAUGAUGUUUUUUCCAGCUGUUGAUUUGGUUGCUAUGAAGUGGAAUAUCCACGGCAGUAACGUAUUACUAGUAUCUCAUUUUGAAGAAUAUUACUGAAUAUAAAAAAGUAGUAACCAGUAAACUUCUCUAUUGUUGUUCAGUUGUUGUACAAGUAGUGAUUGGUCAGUGUGGUAUUUGUCCCGCCCCUCCUCUAUUGAUUGGACAGCUGGGUAAAAAGUGACCGUGACAAGCGCUGCUGCGUUCUACCCAAAGCUAAACCGGAGCUAAACAGUUUAUCAACUCUUAGCUACAAAAAAAACAGAGUAAACCAAUUUAUAAAAUAAUGGCAGUGCAUCAAAAUUCAGUGUCAUAAGUUUGCCAGAAAGAACACAGAACGUUUUACGCACCAUUUACAUGUGGAAGGGAGCAUGUGUAGAUUUCUUUCGUACCAACUAAUAUUUUGAAACUAAUAUAAUUUCAUGAAUCGGAAAAUUUACUUCAGAACAGCUUUAUGAACAAUUUACACAUUCACGAAUGAGGCCCAGUGUCUGGAAUAGAUUCAACUUUUGUUCAAAUUCUGGCUAUACAGUGUUUUUGUGAGACUUGUGGCGGCAGGUGACGUCACAGCCUUCAGACGUGUUUUGGCACUUCAGAUCUGUUCUACUUUAUGAAAUGUCACAUACUGUAAUACAACUGAAUGCUCGAUAAAGCUGUUAACAUUAUAUUUUCUGUUGUCAGACAUAAAACAAGUAUAAAUAGUAAACACGACCCAUUAAUACUACAUGUUAAACAGGAAUCACUCCUAUACUCCUUAAAUCCUGAUUUAUAAUCGUGACAUCGGUCAAAGGUGCACUUUCACAGGUUAUUAACAUUUAUAAAUCAUUAAUAAAUGGUUAAUUGCAUUAUGGUUCCCAGGUAAUAUUGGAAUUAAAAUUUUCAGUAUUACUAUCUCAUGAAGUCAUGGUUGUGCUUUUAUGAUUUAUUUUCCCACAAAAUAAAAAUCAAGAUAAUUUUAUCUUGAUAAACAGAAGAUAUCAGUUUCUAAUCACUGCUGUGGAUAGGCAUCAUGAACUUUUGCAGAGAAUCAUG
Messenger RNA from Onychostoma macrolepis, 3438 nucleotides. RefSeq names its product gastrula zinc finger protein XlCGF7.1-like. The transcript is spliced from 3 exons. NCBI's taxonomy places the organism in Eukaryota, Metazoa, Chordata, Actinopteri, Cypriniformes, Cyprinidae. Gene Ontology annotation, molecular function: DNA-binding transcription factor activity; RNA polymerase II cis-regulatory region sequence-specific DNA binding. The record is from RefSeq and is a predicted model, not a curated record. Gene Ontology annotation, biological process: regulation of transcription by RNA polymerase II. The coding region runs from base 92 to 967 and encodes 291 amino acids.